AUGCUCGGUUUUAAGAUCGCGGCUCUUGCCUUCUUUACUGCACUAGUCAGUGCGUCCAGCCUUAUACACAAGAGCAUACCAAUCAAACACGAUCAUUUGCACGAGAAAGUGCGAAGCAGGAAUAAUGCAGCGGCAUCUGGACAUGUCACGCAAAAAGGCUUCAAGACGAUAGGAUACUACGCGAGCUGGGCAAUCUACGGACGCAAUUGGCCCCCACAGAACAUACAGCGCGAAGCAUUAACACACGUUCUCUACGCCUUCGCAGGCAUCAACAACAAAACCGGCGAAGCCUACCUCACCGACGAAUACGCCGACAUCCAAAAACAAUUCGACGGCGACGUGCCGGACAACAAAACCACAAACCUCUACGGCAACCUCAAACAACUCUACCUCCACAAGAAAAAAAACCGAAACCUCAAAACCCUCCUGAGCAUCGGAGGCUGGAACCUUCGCACCUACUUCGCUCCCGCCCUCUCCACCCCCACCGGUAGAAAAACUUUCGCCCAAACCUCCGUCCAACUCCUCAAAGACCAUGGUUUCGACGGUUUGGACAUCGACUGGGAAUAUCCAAACUCCACCUCGCAAGCCUCCGACCUCGUCGACACGGCCCGUCUCUUCCGUGAAGAACUCGACGCUUACUCCGCGAACCUCACUUCCCAUCCACAUUUCUUAUUAACGAUGGCUGUCCCCGCCGGACCCGAAAAUUUUCAACACUUUGACCUGCCCAAACUCAACCCAUACGUCGAUUUUUUGAACCUCAUGGCCUACGAUUAUCAAGGAGCGUCUUUCUCGAAUUUCUCGGGCCACAAUUCGAAUUUUUUCAAGAGUCAACGCAAUCCCCAGGGGACGGAUUUUUGUACGCAGGAUGCGCUGGAGUAUUAUAUUGGGACUGGAGGGCCUUAUCAAGCGGGGAAUGGGGCGGGGAAUUGGACGUGGAGCGGGAGUGGGUUUCCGGCUGAGAAGAUCAUGUUGGGGAUGCCGUUGUAUGGCAGAUCUUUCGCCAACACGUCAGGACCCGGGACGAGGUUUUCUCAGCCGAUGGAUGGGAGUUGGGAGGCGGGGGUUUGGGAUUAUAAAGACUUGCCUUUCAAUGGAUCGCGGGUGCAAUAUGAUUACGAUGUCGUUGCGUCGUGGAGUAUGGGUGGGAAGGGGAAUCAUUCGCGGUAUAUGGUUUCUUACGAUGAGCCGGCGAUUGCGUUGAAGAAGGCCGAGGCGAUUUCAGGGUUGGGGUUGGGGGGUGCCAUGUGGUGGGAGUUGAGUGGAGACUUGCCGGUGAAUUCGUCGAGGAGUUUGAUUGGGACGGUUAAGGAGCAUUUGUUGCGGUGUGGGGGGUUGGAACAGUGUCGGAAUGUUCUUGAUUAUCCUUAUAGUAAGUAUAAGAAUUUGAGGGAGGGGAUGCCGGGGCAGUAG
Messenger RNA from Pseudocercospora fijiensis CIRAD86, 1410 nucleotides. RefSeq names its product glycoside hydrolase family 18 protein. The coding region runs from base 1 to 1410 and encodes 469 amino acids. The transcript is spliced from 2 exons. Gene Ontology annotation, cellular component: extracellular region. Gene Ontology annotation, biological process: chitin catabolic process; carbohydrate metabolic process. Gene Ontology annotation, molecular function: chitin binding; chitinase activity. NCBI's taxonomy places the organism in Eukaryota, Fungi, Ascomycota, Dothideomycetes, Mycosphaerellales, Mycosphaerellaceae. The record is from RefSeq and is a predicted model, not a curated record.